CCGUCGUGGUCCCCGUCGCUUCGGGCCGUGACGUUUGACCCAGUGAGGGGUCAGAGGUUACCGGGACAAGAUGGCGGCGCCCAGGGCGAUGGGAGCGUGAGGGCCUUACACGCCAGGACUGGAAGCGCGGCUGCUUGCUGCAACCGGACUGAGGUUCUCCGGUGUCCGAGGGAAAAGAGGAAGGUGGUGGUGGUGGUGGUGGUGGUGAGCUUCUGCCCGCGGGGUCACGGAAACCCAGGAACUUCCUGUUGGUCUGUUUGCAAUCUGCGGCAUCCUGAGGAGGCUUGACAGGGAAUGUUGCUGAAGAGCUUGUUGUUUAUUGCCAGGCCUGGCCGACCGGUAAAUCAUGGCCGCUUGUUUCACUGGGGCCCCAACAUGUGGGAGAGGUGUGCUCAGGCACAGACACUCUCAGCAGCCACAAGAGCAGUCUCUGUGUUCAGGACGGGAGAAAUGGAUCCUGGACUUCACAAUGACCAGCACGAAGGGCUGCACUACACCAUCUCCCCCAGCGACCUGAAAACUGUCUUCCCCCAUGGCCUGACUCGCCGAUUCCAGAAGCAGGUUAAGACUUUCAAUGAAGCUUGUGUAAUGGUCCGACGACCAGCACUGGAGUUGUUGGCGUAUCUAAAAGCUGCCAAUUACUCUCACCCAGUCAUCCGAUAUGUUGUCUGUAUCCUUUUCUGGGUUUCCUAAAAAGCACCUUGCAAACAAAAUGUUUAAGGGUUAUAAAUGCUGCUUUGAAAAUAUUGUUUGU
Molecule: messenger RNA, 754 nt
Organism: Rhincodon typus (whale shark)
Lineage: Eukaryota; Metazoa; Chordata; Chondrichthyes; Orectolobiformes; Rhincodontidae
Product: 28S ribosomal protein S29, mitochondrial-like
Exons: 5
Coding region: 295-693 (132 amino acids)
Biological process (GO): apoptotic process
Cellular component (GO): mitochondrial ribosome; mitochondrial small ribosomal subunit
Molecular function (GO): structural constituent of ribosome
Source: RefSeq, a predicted model, not a curated record